Molecule: messenger RNA, 2340 nt
Organism: Nicrophorus vespilloides
Lineage: Eukaryota; Metazoa; Arthropoda; Insecta; Coleoptera; Silphidae
Gene: CNT2
Product: sodium/nucleoside cotransporter 2
Exons: 10
Coding region: 229-1872 (547 amino acids)
Biological process (GO): nucleoside transmembrane transport
Cellular component (GO): membrane
Molecular function (GO): nucleoside:sodium symporter activity
Source: RefSeq, a predicted model, not a curated record
CAAACAGCAAAUGCCGCCGUUAAAACACACACAUUUGAGUUCUCUGUAAAUUGAUUACAAGAUUCUUAAAUUUUGUAUGAAAAGUACUUAAAUUAUAGAACUUUCGUAACUUUAAACGAGUUUAUUGCAUAUUUUAGCAAUGAGUAACACAAAUAUGGAAUUUCCAGAUAACUAAACUGGAUUGGAGGUAGAGCGCGCUUUUAGUGUUCCUCGAGAACCCAAAGUACGAUGACUGAUGGCGAUAAAAACACAACGCUGUCGUCCACAUCGGACAUCCUCGUCGAUCUGCAGGUGGAAACAUCGAGCAGAAGUCAAAAGAUUCAAAAAUUCGUUCCGUUUGUAGUUUUGGCAGUCAUCACAGCUCACUUCGCAUGGGCAACGCAGUAUUUCAUCGUCGAAACGGACGAUGUCCUGAGGCACACGUGCUGCGAUGGCUACGGUUUCCUCAUGAUCCUGUACAUCUUCAUAGCAUUCGGAUACAGUUACGCCUACUUGAUAAAGCCUUACAUGCUAGGACCUGUCUCACGUUGCCUGUGGGAACCGUUUGUUGAGAAGAUCGCCAAAAUCUUCGGUGCUAGGUACGUCUACGCUGUAAUUCAUUUGAUCAUCUUGGGAGUGAUAUUGGCAUUCCUGAUUUACGAUUGCUGGGAUGAACCGGAACGUUUGAUCCCGCUCGCUGGAUUGGCGAUCUUGCUAAUCGUAUCUUUCGCAUUCAGCGUGCACAGGAAACAGAUAAAAUGGCACACGAUCAUCUGGGGUAUGAUUCUGCAAUUCGUGUUCGGGCUGUUCACGUUGCGAUGGGAGACGGGAAGGAGGAUCUUUGCGUGCGUUGGAGAUAAAGUCACCACGUUCUUGGGAUACGCGAAGGAAGGAUCGGCUUUCGUCUACGGAGAUAAACUGGUGCACGAGUACCAUAUUUUCGCGUUCGAGGCCAUCUCCACCAUCUACUUCUUGGCCUUCAUCAUCAACAUUCUGUACCAUGUAGGAAUCAUGCAGAGGGUAGUCGCGAACUUUGGCAUGUUCUUGAGAGCCAUCAUGGGUACAUCAGUCUGUGAGAGCGUCAACAGUGCUGCCAACAUUUUCUUGGGACAAACGGAAGCUCCGCUACUCCUGAAGCCUUACCUAAUAAAUUUGACGGGUUCUGAAAUUCACUCAGUCAUGACCGGAGGUUUUGCUUCAGUUUCAGGCACCGUUUUAGCGGCUUACAUAAGCUACGGCGCAAACGCUGCUCAUCUGAUCACGGCUAGCGUGAUGGCAGCUCCUGCGGGUUUGGUUUUCAGCAAAUUGCUGUUUCCUGAAAUAGAAGAACCGGAGACGUUCGAAGAUAACGUGGCUUUAGUGGAAUCGGAAUUCUCCUCGGUAUUAGACGCAGCCAGUCAAGGAGCUUCGCAGGCAACCCAAAUAGUCUUAGGAAUCUUAGCUAAUUUAAUCGCCUUCGUGGCUACAGUCUACUUCAUCAACGGAGUACUUGGAUGGUUCGGAGGCUUAGUUGGUUUCACGGCUGAAGACGAACUCUGGACUAUAGAAUUGAUAGUUGGUUACAUCUUCACUCCAGUAAGCUUCGUGCUUGGAGUGCCGUGGCCGGAAUGCACGAAGGUGGGACAACUCAUUGGACUGAAAAUGAUGGUCAACGAGUUUGCGGCGUUCAGCAAAUUCAAAGAAAUGGAUCUAACCCCAAAAUCCCAAGUGAUUGCGACGUUCGCGAUUUGCGGAUUCGCGAAUCCCGGAUCAGUUGGCAUAAUGAUUUCCACGUUGAGCGCUCUUAUCCCGCAAAAGUCUCACCUGAUCACGAGGCACGUCUUCAGGGCUUACUUCGCCGGUACCAUAGUUUGCUUCGCAACGGCUUGCAUAGCCGGAAUGCUGAGCGCUUAACUCUUACGUAACUUAAUAAAACUCUAUAGUAUUAUUUUGAAUGUGAUUAUGCGCAUUAGUUGCGCGGAUUUGAAUAAAUUGGGCAUUCGUAUGCAUUCCAGAUCAGUUAAAUUCGAAACAUUAGACACUGUUUGAAUGAAAAUGUAUGAAUUCUUAAUAAAUGUGCACGACUUUCCUGUUCUUACACCGAACUGAGCGGAAACGUUUAGUCCUUAUCCUUAAUACAUGCAACAUUAGAUACACAAUUUAAACAGACUGAGUGAAUACAAAACAAACUUAAUCCAAGAAUUAUCUAGUCUAAUGCAAAAUAAUACCGUUGUUUUUAAGCUAUAAUCAAAUUAAAGUUGUGAUAAUAAUAAAUGAAUUAUUUCUAUAUACUAAAAACAAAACAUUUAAAUAGAUUAACAAACGAAGUUAAUGUAGGCAACUUUAUACACACUUAAGACAAAAUACAAAUUAUUCAAAUAC